Tribolium castaneum (red flour beetle) is the source of this 656-nucleotide messenger RNA. RefSeq names its product Iron-sulfur cluster assembly enzyme (gene IscU). Gene Ontology annotation, molecular function: 2 iron, 2 sulfur cluster binding; ferrous iron binding. Gene Ontology annotation, cellular component: mitochondrial matrix; cytoplasm. NCBI's taxonomy places the organism in Eukaryota, Metazoa, Arthropoda, Insecta, Coleoptera, Tenebrionidae. The record is from RefSeq and is a predicted model, not a curated record. The transcript has a single exon. Bases 97 to 552 code for a protein of 151 amino acids. Gene Ontology annotation, biological process: intracellular iron ion homeostasis; iron-sulfur cluster assembly.
GGCGCAAGCUCUACUUGCCUGACGUCAAAUUUGGAGGUUAAAUUGGUCAAAUAAACAUUUGAUAUUCGCGAAGAGUGAUAGCGCAAGAAUUGAGGCAUGGCGUUGAGCUCCUCCUCAAAAUUGUUGCGUGCCGUGGAGCCGCUGAGAGUCCUAGCAGCUGCCUACCACCCUAAAGUGAUCGAUCACUACGAAAAUCCGCGCAAUGUCGGCUCCCUUGACAAGAACGACGAGUCCGUGGGCACAGGCCUCGUGGGGGCCCCGGCCUGCGGCGACGUCAUGAAGUUGCAAAUCAAGGUGGACGAAAAUGGGAAAAUCAUCGAUGCUAAGUUCAAAACAUUUGGUUGUGGGUCAGCCAUUGCAAGCAGUUCUCUUGCUACAGAAUGGGUAAAGGGUAAGACAGUUGAUCAAGCCCUUGAACUGAAGAACACAGAUAUCGCAAAAGAGUUGUCGUUGCCUCCCGUCAAGUUGCAUUGCUCUAUGCUGGCGGAAGACGCGAUAAAAGCGGCAUUGUCUGAUUACAGAAUUAAGCAGAAGAAGAAGGAAGAGAAGUAAAUGGUCAACGGAUUUAAGGGUUGUGAUAUUUAAAUUGUAGUCGGAUUAAAAUUAAAAGCUUUAAUGUGUAAAUUUGCUAAAUUUAAUUAAAGUUAUAAAUAAGU